AGCUAUAUAACUACAGAGCCCUGGCUACAAAGAUAUAGCUGCCGAAUUUCCCACUCUCGACUCGCACGACGACCGUGACCAUGAAGUUUGCUAUCCUGGUCUGCGUUUCUGUUCUCUUUUACCUCUCUGUGGCAGAAGCACAACAGAGCGAGGGGAACAAUGUUCCUGAUUUUGGAUGUACUCGUGAGUACGUUCCAGUGUGUGGAGAUGAUGAAGUCACAUACUCCAAUGAGUGCAUGCUACACUGGGAGAACAAGCAGCAUAACAAGAACAUCAGCCUAAAGCACAAAGGAGUGUGUGAGACCUCCUAAACUCACAGCGGUUACAUCUAUGGCAUCCAAAAUGGCUUUCCAUUUAGAUACUACAGCAACUACCAGUGAUUUUCUGUCAUAUGUUAAUCAGUAUCAUAUAAUGAUGUAUGCUAUUGGAACUUUUUCAGACAUCGCUUUGUCAACAUGUAAUUUCAUGCAAUAAAAAUUAAGCAUUUAAGAGCUUUAUCUUAUUAAUAAAUAAGAACUGUAAUUCAAAUAAACCAUAUUUAUAAUGUA
This is a messenger RNA of Carassius carassius (crucian carp), 548 nucleotides long. RefSeq names its product protease inhibitor 2-like. Gene Ontology annotation, molecular function: protein binding. Lineage: Eukaryota; Metazoa; Chordata; Actinopteri; Cypriniformes; Cyprinidae. The record is from RefSeq and is a predicted model, not a curated record. The transcript has 4 exons. The coding region runs from base 81 to 311 and encodes 76 amino acids.